CGGGCGGGAGCGGUACGGACCCCGGGGGCGAGGCCAGAUCAGGCAGGGCCGGGAACGCCGGUGCCCGGGCGGCGCGGUACGGCUUCCAACCUCCCCAAGAGCACGGACCGCGAGGAGGAGGGAGCCCAGGAUCCCCCCCCUUCCUCCGCCUCCUCCUCCCGGCUUUGCCUCAGCCAUUGCCCCUCUCUUCAGCCCCCCGGCGCCUCCCUCUGCCGCCGCCGCCCCCGGCUUUAUGUUACACCGAGGCCCCCCUCUCCGCCGUUCCAGCGGGAGGAGCCGCGUCUUCAGCUCCGCCGCUGCCGAGAGGUGAUUCAUGGCAGGGGACGUGGAAGGGUUUAGCUCCUCCAUCCAUGACACAAGUGUCUCUGCUGGAUUCAGAGCACUGUAUGAGGAGGGAUUGCUUCUUGAUGUCACACUUGUCAUUGAAGACCACCAAUUUCAGGCUCAUAAAGCACUGCUUGCCACCCAGAGUGAUUACUUCAGGAUUAUGUUCACAGCUGAUAUGCGGGAACGAGAUCAGGACAAAAUCCAUUUGAAAGGUCUGACAGCUACAGGCUUCAGUCACGUCCUCCAAUUCAUGUACUAUGGAACUAUUGAACUGAGUAUGAACACUGUUCAUGAAAUACUUCAGGCUGCCAUGUAUGUCCAGCUUAUAGAGGUGGUAAAAUUUUGCUGCUCUUUCCUCUUAGCUAAAAUCUGCUUAGAAAACUGUGCAGAAAUUAUGAGACUUCUGGAUGAUUUUGGUGUAAACAUUGAAGGAGUCAGGGAAAAAUUGGACUCCUUUCUUCUAGAGAAUUUUGUGCCACUCAUGUCCAGACCUGACUUCCUUUCGUAUCUGAGCUUUGAGAAGCUCAUGUCUUACUUGGAUAAUGAUCAUCUGAGCAGGUUUCCAGAGAUAGAGCUGUAUGAAGCUGUUCAGGCCUGGCUGCGCCACGAUAGAAGACGCUGGAGGCAUACGGACACCAUCAUUCAGAACAUCAGGUUUUGUUUGAUGACACCAUCCAGUGUUUUUGAGAAGGUAAAAACAUCAGAGUUUUAUCGAUACUCCCGGCAGCUGCGACAUGAGGUUGACCAAGCCAUGAAUUACUUUCAUAGCGUUCACCAACAGCCUUUGAUGGAAAUGAAAUCGAACAAAAUUCGCUCUGCCAAACCCCAGACUGCAGUAUUUAGAGGAAUGAUAGGACACAGUAUGGUGAACAGUAAAAUUCUUCUCUUGCACAAACCAAGGGUCUGGUGGGAACUAGAGGGUCCUCAAGUACCUUUACGACCAGACUGCCUUGCCAUUGUGAAUAACUUUGUGUUCCUAUUAGGUGGGGAAGAACUGGGGCCAGACGGUGAGUUUCAUGCAUCAUCCAAAGUGUUCAGAUAUGACCCAAGACAGAACACUUGGUUACGAAUGGCAGACAUGUCUGUUCCACGUUCAGAGUUUGCUGUUGGAGUUAUUGGGAGGUAUGUUUAUGCAGUGGCUGGGAGGACCAGGGACGAAACCUUUUACUCAACUGAGCGGUAUGAUAUUACUGAAGAUAAAUGGGAGUUUGUGGAUCCCUAUCCCGUCAAUAAAUACGGACAUGAAGGGACCGUGCUUGGUAACAAGCUGUAUAUCACUGGUGGAAUUACAUCAUCAUCAACUUCUAAGCAAGUGUGUGUAUUUGAUCCCAGUAAAGAAGGGACAGUAGAGCAGCGAACAAGGAGAACUCAAGUGGUCACUAACUGUUGGGAGAACAAAUGCAAAAUGAAUUAUGCAAGAUGCUUUCACAAAAUGAUUUCUUACAAUGGUAAGCUUUAUGUCUUUGGUGGCGUCUGUGUGAUCCUGAGGGCCUCCUUUGAAUCUCAAGGAUGUCCUUCUACAGAGGUUUAUGACCCAGAUACUGAUCAAUGGACUAUAUUGGCUUCUAUGCCAAUCGGUAGGAGCGGUCAUGGUGUAGCUGUGCUGGACAAACAGAUAAUGGUUCUUGGAGGCCUUUGUUACAACGGUCACUACAGCGAUUCUAUUCUCACCUUUGAUCCAGAGGAAAACAAAUGGAAAGAAGAUGAAUAUCCAAGGAUGCCAUGCAAGCUGGAUGGCUUACAAGUCUGCAGCUUGCAUUUUCCUGAAUAUGUUUUGGAGCAUGUCAGACGUUGCAGCUAAAAUAAACAACUCAGUGAAAUGCAAAAAGCUAUACCCAGUUUGUUUUAAAAAUACAAACAAUUCUUUCAGAGACAUUACCUUGUGUGUGAGAACAACUGCUAAAAGCUUGAGAGAAACAGGAUGUACAGGGAGUGUACUUACCGAGUUCAUCAGAAGAGCCAAUAAGUUGGUCUGAUAUUGUAAAGUCCUUGUUUUUUUUAACAAAUACAAUUCUAAGUAGGGGGGAAAAAUUCUCA
Messenger RNA from Dryobates pubescens (Downy woodpecker), 2364 nucleotides. It is a transcript of the gene KLHL15, whose product is annotated as kelch like family member 15. Gene Ontology annotation, cellular component: nucleus; Cul3-RING ubiquitin ligase complex. Bases 314 to 2128 code for a protein of 604 amino acids. NCBI's taxonomy places the organism in Eukaryota, Metazoa, Chordata, Aves, Piciformes, Picidae. The transcript has 3 exons. Gene Ontology annotation, biological process: protein ubiquitination; nuclear protein quality control by the ubiquitin-proteasome system. The record is from RefSeq and is a predicted model, not a curated record. Gene Ontology annotation, molecular function: protein binding.